This is a messenger RNA of Scaptodrosophila lebanonensis, 5236 nucleotides long. RefSeq names its product C2 domain-containing protein 5. Gene Ontology annotation, cellular component: plasma membrane. Gene Ontology annotation, biological process: positive regulation of D-glucose transmembrane transport; positive regulation of protein targeting to membrane; protein localization to plasma membrane. Gene Ontology annotation, molecular function: calcium-dependent phospholipid binding; calcium ion binding. Bases 149 to 4909 code for a protein of 1586 amino acids. The record is from RefSeq and is a predicted model, not a curated record. NCBI's taxonomy places the organism in Eukaryota, Metazoa, Arthropoda, Insecta, Diptera, Drosophilidae. The transcript has 10 exons.
AAGAUGGGGCACUGAUUUUUGUUUUGCGAGAAGAAUAAUUUAAUAGGUUAUUCGACAAUAAAGUGAAAGCCCAGAUUGUUGUGCAUUACAGCCCGUGGUGUGGGUCGUGUGUUGGCAGUGAGUGAGGCGUACAAGCGUCUGCAGCAAGAUGCCUGGCAAAGUGGGAGUUAAGAUUAAGGCAGCAAGGAACUUGCCUGUGAUGGACAAAGCUUGCGACACCACGGAUGCGUUUGUUGAGAUCAAAUUGGGCCCAGUUACUCACAAGACAGAUGUCUUUAGAAAAAGCUUAAAUCCAACGUGGAACACGGACUGGUUUCGCUUUGAGGUCGACGAUGCCGAACUGCAGGACGAGCCGCUGCAAAUACGUUUGAUGGACUACGAUACAUAUUCGGCGAACGAUGCAAUUGGAAAGGUUAAUAUAAGUUUGAAUCCUUUGUGCCUGGAGAGCUCUAGUCAGACAGUGCAUGGCAAGGGCACCGUGCUCUCCGGCUGGAUACCGGUCUUUGAUACCAUGCAUGGCAUACGCGGCGAGAUUAAUGUGAUUGUUAAGGUGGAUCUGUUCUCGGAUGUAAACAAAUUUAGGCAAAGCUCAUGCGGCAUACCAUUUUUUCAUUCGCAGUGUGUGCCAUUUGGAUAUCGCGCUCAGGUCAUUCACGGCUUUGUCGAGGAGCUUGUUGUCAACGACGAUCCCGAAUACCAAUGGAUAGACAAGAUACGCACGCCCCGUGCUUCAAACGAGGCGCGUCAGGUCGUUUUUUUAAAGCUGUCGGGGCAAGUUCAGCGCAAGAUGGGUCUCAAAGCAAUCAAUAUGGGCGCCAAUGCGGUCAUUGGUUAUACACAAUGCUUUGAUUUGGAAGGAGAUGUGGGCGUUGUGGCACGUGGCGUUGGCACGGCGGUGACACUAAUUAAGGACACGAGCAGUCAGCCAACUAGUGCAGACGUAGCGCUUAUUGAAGAUGUGGUCAAAAAGUAUUUAGAUUUCCUCAACUGUGCCGGUGCCAGCAGCAACAGCUUGCCUCUAAUUGGACGCACGCCACAGUAUCGGCUAAGUAUCAAUAGGGAGAGUAGCAAAGCAGCAGCGGCGUUGUUCUAUUUGGAGAGUGCUAGCAGUGACAAUGAUGAUGUGGAGAUUAUGCACAAUCUCAUACGACAAGAAGAUGAACGCGGGGAACGUACGCGGGAAAAAAAGUUGCGACAUCGAAUGCGUCGUUUGACGCUGUCAUCACGAAAUGUAUUUAGCGAAAAAUACGCUACGCUUAUUCGGCGUAUCGAGCCACGAAUACCGGAACAUGGCACCCACUCAUUAAGCAGUAUUUUCGGAGGCACCUACGAUUUGCGACCACGACGAUCGACAAGGAAAUCGCGCUUUUCAUUAAGCAAAACUACGCCUGCUAUUGUGCGCUCCGUAAGUAAUGACACUGGCGUGAGGGCGUCACAUGGAACCACCAUGAAUCUAUUGGCAGCACCCAGCAUGGCAGACUUUCAAGAGAACACACGCUCGGUGCCGAAUAUAAAUGCAGAGCAGCGUCAUUUGAUACCAGCGGUGGGCUUUGGACGUAAGUCUUCCAGCUCUUCCUACUCCAUAGAGACGCAAUCGACUUUAUCAUUAAAUGAAACGCUUGACAUAGGCCUAGGAACAGAAGUGACGGUCAGUGAUAGCGAAUCCGAGCUGCAUCUUCAAUUAGAUGCAGAUGAAGACAAUUUACAGGACAAUUGGAUAAAGCCGGGUGAAACGCGCAGCUGCGAGCAGAGUCAACAGGAUUUGACUCCCAAGCGUAACACCUUAAUGCAGGAUUUGAAGACAUUCUCGCGGCGCUUACAGCAGCUUAUACAUUUAGCACCCAAGAAGCAGCCGCGCCAGCAGUCUCUGCGUUGCCUGCUUGCCCUGGCGCCGGCACAGAGCAAAUCGUAUUACUCCUCCCACCCUGAGCUGCCGGUGUGCAGUCAAUGGCAAUUAAAUGAUACGCCUAGCUAUGAUUGUAGCAUACGCCGCAGUAUUUCGUUUAGCAAUUUCACUAGCGCUAGUUAUGCAGGACUGGCUGUAGUUCCCUCUGAUCAAUCGACAGCACCUUCACUAGCUAGCAUCACACCUCCAAAUACGUUGCUGCUGAAUGCGCCAAUCCUGCGCAUUUGUCCCUCAACGCCCACACCAACUGAAUCCGAUAAAUCACAGUUUUCGCCACUAGCAAUUCUAGACGCGCAGGGUGUCAUUGAUGUUAGUACAGUAACCACCCCUGAAAUAACCCAACAUGAUCCUCAACAUGUUGUAAAUAUCUCUAAUAGUACUAACCAUAGUAACAACAAUAAUGAAUCAUCAUUGCUUGCUCCAUGCUAUUCUGUUUCGCCAUUUGCCAUACAACAACAAAAACGUCAAAAUAGAUCCAAUACCGAGCUACAAGCGCAUGAGCUACCAGUAACAGUGGCGGCCCUAAACGCGAACGUUGCAGCAGCAACAACAACCACGGCAACAGACAGCAGUCCCAGCUUGAAGCGUUUCGCUUCACCAGCAGGCAGCAGUCGAUUGAAGCUAACGCCCAGCCCAUCCAAGAGCGGAAUAUCGGCUACAAAUGCGGACAGCGCGUCAACAUCGACCACAUCGACGGCUACCACAAUGAUUCCCAAAGAACUUGGCGAGAUAUGUCGUCGCUCGUCGGACUCUGAUUUGAGUGUGACCCCAAAAGGCAACUCGAUUUGUGUGGCCAGCGAACGUCUAGUGGCUGCCACAGCCAUGAUGCGUCUGACUCAACCAGCAGUGGGCAAUAAGGCCACAGAUAGUUUGGACAUGUUGGAGUAUCCAUUUCUGACAAUGACGAAGUACCCCACAGGCUUUAUACUCCAUCUAGGUGCUACUGUAGCAGCACGUUCUGUCAAAUUGCUAGAACGUGUUCCAAAUCCUGAUGAACCCGAAGUUCGCGACUCAUGGUGGACUGAGCUUCGUAUGGAAAUACGCUCCCAUGCUCGUUCCUUAGGCUGCAAUGUAGUUUUAGGAUAUGCAGAGACAACAACUAUAUCCGAUGAUGUGUGUGUUUUGUCGGCCACAGGGACAGCUGCAGUUAUAAAUAUGGUAUUUAAUCGAUCAGUAUCACAAACAGAUAUAUUCACCAUAUCGAAGGCAUCCAAUAAUGUGGCCGUCAUGUCCAAUUCGCUAGAAGAGCGCGAGGCUAGCGUAAGUACAAGCUGUGCCGGUGCUUCUGGAGAUGCCGGGAGUAAAGAUAAUGGCUCUAUCGGCACGGGCAAUAAUUCAAGUGGUAAGCGGUAUGGCCUGCCUCUAAAUGCCCCACGGCACGCAUGCGCUAUUUGCCAUAUACCCUACAAUUUAAGCUCCGUGCCCUUCAAUGUGAAGAUGAAAAAAUGCGCAGUUUGUCGCAAAGGACGUGUACCAGAUGUUUUGUUGGCCACGCUUGAAGUGCCAGAAUACCUGCAAGUUACCGGACGCGGUUGUUUUAUGCAGGCGCAGGUGGUGCGAGCCAAGCGUGAUCUUCGUGCCGAACUCAAUGCCAAAGAGAUAUCCGAUGGCUUACCAUUUUUGGAAUACGAACUUCAUCGUGUACUCAUCAACAAACUGAAAGCAAAGGGAAUGAAUGCAAUAUUUGGUCUGCGCACGCAGGUGGCUAUUGGCGAGCGCAUGAUAGCUUUGAUAGCUACGGGCACUGCGCUGUUUUUAAGCGCCCUACCCGUACCUCAAGUUCCAAAAAUUGUCGCAGGUAAUUCCUGGACUGACAAGCAAAAGCUCAACGAGCUGCAAAAGAAGCUGCAAGAGACAUUUGAACGGAAUCAGGAAAUCUAUCAGCUCAAGAGCAUGGAUCCAGACGCGACCACAGGUGGCAGUAUCGUGGUGGACAAGCAAUCAGAUACCGAUGAUUCAGAUGAUGAAGAGAUGAAUGAAAUCGAUUUAAAUUGCGGCAAUAAAGAACUGUGCGUGCUGGAAGUUGAUGACAUAGAAGAUUUGGAAAUCAUAUCGUUGCUGAUGGAACCAUAUCCGCCCGAGGGCUUCCAUGUGGUCAACACUCAACAGGUGCCGGGAAUGGUAGAUAUGGAAGCAGUCAAGAAUUUGCAAAUGUUUACGCAGGUUUGGCGUGCGCGUCUUGAGGUGGGCCAAAGCAUCAAUGGUUUUCCGAAACAUUUUCAACGCUUACUACAAACAAUUUACUUCAAGCUGCGCACCAUGAUACCAUGUGCCAUAUGCGAUCUACGCUUCCGACUCGAUUUGCCCGAAACCGAUCAAAUACAAUUGCUGGUCACAGGCAUGGCCAUGGGUCUAACUGAUGCCAAUAAAAUGAAAUAUCGACGCAAGCCGGCACAGCAAAACGGCGUCAAUGAGACAGCACAAGCGAUGCAUACAACGCAGUCACAGACCGAGCUAAAUGGCAAACGAAUGUUGCAGGAGGAGGAUUACAUUUUCCCACUGGACGAGGAUCAAAUGGUAGAUACACCCACGCCUACAAGCACCGCUAUACCGCCUUUUGGCUUGAGCUCCUUUAAGAUACGUAAAAGUUCGCCAUCUCGCCUGAGCAAUUUGGCAGCACCCUCCGUCAAACCGCUUAAUGUUAACGCCGCACCUCGCAAUCGCUAUUUUCCACUACGCGAUCGCUAUGGAGUGGACUUGACGCCGCUCAACUUUAUACCCGGCGCUCGCAUUGAAAAGUAUUUGGGCAAUUUGAACUUCUUCUUCAUUAGGGAGAGCACCUCCAUACGAGAAAUUGGCGGCAUUAGCGGUUUUGUGCAUGGUUUUAUCACCGAACUUUUAGCAGUGGUUCGCGCGCAUAUUGCUUCAUUGGGUGGUAACGCUAUGGUGUCUUUCUAUAUGACGGAGUUAAUAUUGUUUGAUAACCAGCAUAAAAAUCAAGGUCAGUGCCUGAUUAGCAUCGGCGGCGAUGCGGUCUAUGUGUCUUACUACGCUGACGACUGAUAUAAACGUUUGCGGGGCAUCUAGCGUUUAUUCUAUGCGAAUCGUCCCAAAAGCCUCUGCUACUGAAGAAGGCGUAUUAAAUGAGCUCUCUGCUCCAACUUGAAAUCAAUUAGACUUCCCAACUACUGGCUGGCUCCAAGGAUAUGGGGACUCAGCAAUUAAUUGCCAAUGCUCUCUAAUUGCAUGACUAACGUGUACUUAAUGCGCUUGUUACGUACUUAAUGUUUUUAGUUGCGCGUGUGCUUAUAUACUUACAUACCUAAACACACAGCCAUACACCCCUAAUUAUGUACGUGUAAACUAAAUGCAAUACUUAUACUGUGACUU